CUCAGUUCCAAGUUUGGAGCUUUUAGCUGCCAGCCCUGGCCCAUCAUGUAGCUGCAGCACAGCCUUCCUUAACGUUGCAACUAGGGGAAAAAUCACUUUCCAGACUGUUUUGCAAGUCGUGCAAUUCCAUCUUGACUCCCUGAAAGUCCAUCUGCUGCAUCGGUCAAGAGAAACUCCACUUGCAUGAAGAUUGCACGCCUGCAGCUUGCAUCUUUGUUGCAAAACUAGCUACAGAAGAGAAGCAAGGCAAAGUCUUUUGUGCUCCCCUCCCCCAUCAAAGGAAAGGGGAAAAUGUCUCAGUCGAAAGGGAAGAAGAGAAACCCGGGCCUUAAGAUUCCAAAAGAAGCAUUUGAACAACCUCAGACCAGUUCCACGCCACCUCGAGAUCUAGACUCCAAGGCUUGCAUUUCUAUUGGAAAUCAGAACUUUGAGGUGAAGGCAGAUGAUCUGGAGCCUAUAGUGGAGCUGGGACGAGGUGCGUACGGGGUGGUGGAGAAGAUGCGACACGUGCCCAGCGGGCAGAUCAUGGCGGUGAAGCGGAUCCGGGCCACAGUUAAUAGUCAGGAGCAGAAACGGCUACUGAUGGAUCUGGAUGUUUCCAUGAGAACAGUAGACUGUCCAUUCACUGUCACUUUCUACGGUGCACUCUUCCGGGAGGGAGAUGUGUGGAUAUGCAUGGAACUCAUGGAUACGUCAUUAGAUAAAUUCUACAAACAAGUUAUUGAUAAAGGCCAAACAAUUCCAGAGGAUAUCUUAGGGAAGAUAGCAGUUUCUAUUGUAAAAGCAUUAGAACAUCUACACAGUAAGCUCUCUGUUAUCCAUCGAGAUGUCAAGCCUUCUAAUGUGCUCAUUAACACUCUGGGCCAAGUGAAGAUGUGUGAUUUUGGGAUCAGUGGCUACCUGGUGGACUCUGUUGCUAAAACAAUUGAUGCGGGUUGCAAACCGUACAUGGCUCCCGAAAGAAUAAACCCGGAGCUCAACCAGAAGGGGUACAGUGUGAAGUCUGACAUUUGGAGUCUCGGCAUCACCAUGAUUGAGCUGGCCAUCCUUCGGUUUCCCUAUGAUUCUUGGGGAACUCCCUUCCAGCAGCUAAAACAAGUGGUAGAAGAACCAUCUCCACAGCUCCCAGCAGACAAGUUCUCCGCAGAGUUUGUUGACUUUACCUCACAGUGCUUGAAGAAAAAUUCCAAAGAACGGCCCACAUAUCCAGAGCUUAUGCAACAUCCAUUUUUCACCCUACAUGAAUCCAAAGCAACGGAUGUGGCAUCUUUCGUAAAACUGAUACUUGGGGAUUAAAAAGCCAUGGACUUAACUGGUUGACCCUACUGUGGAUUGGUGGGUUUACAGGGUGAAGCGAGUUCAUUACAGCGCCAACAAGGAAGUCAUCUUGAGAUCAUUGAACCCUGCCUUUGUGAGGGUUUUCUCUCCCUAAUUUUUUUCUUUUUCCUCUCCAAAGGGGGCCUUGGAAUCUCUAGUCUAGAAUGAACUCUCUAGAUGGAUGAAAUAUGAUAAAGGCUUAGGACUUGAAAAGGUGAUUAAAUAUUUAAUGACGAGUCAUUCGAGUCCUCAAGCUUCUCAGAUUUCUUGUGUUCUUUACAAAAAUGAAUGCAUUGGCCCUGGUAACAAGGUGCUACAGUAGUGAUGAAAUUGUAAAGUAGAUUUGUAGUGUAUCCCACUUAUUAUUUUAAUAUUUAUGUUUCAGUGCUUGGUUGGAAAUAUUCCAUUUUAUGCAAGAAGGGAGAUACAGAGGCAAGGCUGACUUGGCAGUAUUUAUAGGGCUUUUAUUUUUUAAUUUCAAUCAUGGCUGUGGUCCAGAGGAAGUUAUUUAAUAUUCAUCUUUAAGAAUAGUAUGAAAAUCUCAAAUAAAGGGGCUCUCCCCGUGCUGUGUGGCUGUGCAGCUGUCAUGGCUGCUGCUCCCAAAGUUCAACUCAAUCCUGGGUAAUCAUCGCAUCUUUUGAAUGAAUUGUCGAAGUGUCUUGAUCAUAGCCCAACCCCCAACUUUGGAAAACAUGAAAGUCACUUGUAUCAUGGCUCAAAGAGUAAAGGACAAUGGUUCUCUUCAAA
Molecule: messenger RNA, 2064 nt
Organism: Phodopus roborovskii (desert hamster)
Lineage: Eukaryota; Metazoa; Chordata; Mammalia; Rodentia; Cricetidae
Gene: Map2k6
Product: mitogen-activated protein kinase kinase 6
Exons: 12
Coding region: 292-1296 (334 amino acids)
Biological process (GO): MAPK cascade; protein phosphorylation
Molecular function (GO): MAP kinase kinase activity; ATP binding
Source: RefSeq, a predicted model, not a curated record